Molecule: messenger RNA, 2858 nt
Organism: Metopolophium dirhodum (rose-grain aphid)
Lineage: Eukaryota; Metazoa; Arthropoda; Insecta; Hemiptera; Aphididae
Exons: 1
Coding region: 1906-2514 (202 amino acids)
Source: RefSeq, a predicted model, not a curated record
UUGAUUUAAAUCGUAUUCUGUAUGAAAACAUUUUUCUAAUGGAACGUUGGGCAAGUGGGCAACCAUACUAUCUUAAAUCGUGGUUAUGACUGAUUCAGGCGAAUAAUUUAAACUAAAAUAUAUUGCAAGGAAAAUAUAAUUGAUCGGGUUAAUAAUAUUGCUAAAUAAUAUUUUUAAAUCUUCAAAACUAAUUAUACAAUUUUAGAAGCCGGUUCUGUAUCACGGCAUCAAAAUCAAGCCAUUUAGAACAUGAGAGAUUGGGUAGGGUUUGUACAUAAAAACGAAUGUACAACAUCUAAUUAUUAGUGUUAGUAUUUUAACCGUUUAUAUGUACCUACGUUACAUAGGCGGAUAUUGGGAGGGACUUUGGGAGGCUUAAGCCCCCCCUGAAUGUAACAAACCACACUAUAUAGUUGUCAAAAUAAGUUGUGUAUUUUAAUAUACCUAUGUAUACUUGGUGCCUCUGCUAGAAUAAAGUAGGAGUACUGAGUAGCUACUAGUUAGUAGGUUGAAGCGUUUAAAAAUGUAUUUUUACGCUAAUAGAUAAGACAAAAAUGUUAAGCCCCCCCCACGGAUGUGACCAAAUAUCCGCCUAUGCUACGUUAUUAUUUUAACGUUAAACAAAAAUUCUCAAACUACCAACUUUUUCUUACAAUAUCCGAUACCUACUGGAACUUUCCAACAACACAAAUUUAUUUUGAGUAUUAUUAAUAUAUCAUGUUGUACCUAUAGAUCUGAGUGUUCGAAAUUUGCUGAUGAAAAUAAUAUUGAUAAAAAUAUAUUGUAACUAUAGUAGGUAUAGUAUAAACCAAUAAAGUAAAAUCACAGGGUAUGCUUUCAUGCCAUGAAUAAUUUAUAAUAAUAAUAAUCGUAUAAUAAAAGUUAAAACAAAUUUAAAUUCAUCAAUAUUAUGAAAUAACAAUUAACAUAAUUACCUAUGUGGCUAUGUUCAAACCCGAAAUAAUCAUAUUUAAAAUAUAAUUUAUAUAAUCACGUGUAAACUGUUGCAGAAUGUAUGUUAUAAUAUCGUAAUUCCGCUGAAAUUCCAUUGUACACUUUAAAUGAUUUGCAUAUAAAUUUCGACGUAAUAACAACGAUCUAGAAUCUAGAUAGUCUAAUAGUACCUAGAUAUACUAAUUGUUAAAUCGUUCUCGUCACUUUUGAAAGAAUUUGUUUUUAAAUCAAUUAAAAAAUUAGCGUAAAAUAAUACGCAUUAGCACCCGAAGUAAUAUAGUAUUAAAAUACCAAUAAAACAUAUCUUAAGCAACCAGUUUAUUUAAAUAAUCAUUACCAUUACCUACUAAAUGUAUGAAUAUUUUAUCCCCGGCACAUCCUAUAAUUAUAUGGAAAUACCCGAGAAGCCUGUUUUGAUAAGAUCGAGCCAAUUACAACAAGACACAUUCUCUGAUAUUGAGUAGGAUUGGAUUUAAAUACGAGUAGAGUAGGUUUUUUUUUAUUUUUAGUGUUCUUAAAGACUUUGAAAGGGUAACAUUAGAGUUCGUCAUAAAAUUGUACCAUUAUUACUAAAUUUAAACUUUUUUCGAUAAUAUUCAAAACCGAGAUUAUUCUUCUGAGGGCAAAAAAGUGAUUUGUAAGUAUUAUUAAUAAUAGUUAAAUCAAAUUAUCUGUCAGAACCAACAAGUAAAAAAUAUAAUAUUGUAUUAUUUGCAUAUCUGUAGUUAAUCUGUAAUCAUACCUAAAACGGCUGAAAUCAUAUAAAAUAUAAUUAUAAUAAACAUUUAAAAAAAAAAAGUUUUCAAAUUAAUCACAAUCUUUAUAAAAUUAUCAUAUUUUCUUGGUUUGAAAUUGAAGUUAUCAUAGUGAAUAUAAUUUGAAAUAAACCCAUUAGUAAAAUAAAUAAUAAAUUAGUCUCGAUUUGCAAAACAUUAUUUUAAAUACCAAAUAAUGAAUUCUAUAAAUACAUUAGUUUCGGUUUUUAUUUCAAUUAAUUUUAUUUUCACCACUGUAUCAACAAAAGAUUGUGAUGCGAUUUCAAACUUUUUUAUAAAAAACAAUUUAAUGUUUCUGAAUUCAACGGAAUCCGUUGUAUUUCUUCCAUCAGAUUUUGAAUACAAAUUAGAAAAUUGGAAAGAUUUUGAUGGUGAUCAUAAUGAAUACCAUAAUUCGAUUACGUAUAAUGACGAACUCAUGAAUUCACUCUCGGAAACUGAUUUGAGUAUAAGCGAUGACGAGUUAACUGGUGCCGUUUACAGCAGUCUCGUAAAUAACGAAAAGUUACAUGAUGUAGUAAGCGUAUUUUCGAACAGAUAUGUAGUUAGAACUGAAAGAUCCACAAGAGUAUUUACAAUUGACUAUGCCCCAUUUUAUUAUAUUGAAAAUACAAAAUGUGAUAAGUUUCAAGUGCAAUACUCGAGGUCAGUAAUAAAAGGAUUGAUUUGCAAAAUUAGUUUUGUCGCUGGCUUGAGGUAUACCGUGAAAUGUGGCAGUGUCGUUUUAGGGUUAUUGCCACUUAACAAAAAUGGACAACUUGAACAUGAAACAAGAUGCACCUAAAACCAACAUUUUUAUAAACAUAUAUUUUCUGCAAACUAUAUCAUAUUUUUAUUUUAUUAAUGGGAUCAUUUUUAAUUUAAUCAAUGAAUCCAAUAAAAAAACAAACAACUUGUAUUUUUUAAAAAAAUUAAUACAUUUUAUUUAUUUAUUUGAUUAAUAUUUGAUUGAGAUUUUUUUAUAUAGUUCUAUGAUACCUACUGAAUAUUAACAAUUUGUUGUAUAUUAUUAUUAUAAUUAUUAUUCCCGAUGUAUAUUAUGUAUCGAUAUAUAUUUUUUUUUAUUAUUAUUGAUCAUUGAGCCUGGCAACUAUGGCCAUUAGCUGUUUGUUUGUUUGUAGGUGAGGA